AUGGCUAACUCUCAAGCGUUUGAGUCCACGCGUAAAUAUGGGAGAGAGCAGGCAUAUGGCGAAAAAUGGCAACAAUGGCAAUAUGAUUCGGACGAUAAAUCAUGUCCAAUCUUGCGUGCGCGCUUGACGAUCAACAUGCUGAAAUUCUUCUGCGGCUGGACUAUCGACGAAGGUGAUGAUAUAUUUGGCUCACCUGAGUUCAUGUAUCCGCCUCCGCCGAGAUUGUGGCCAGUCAUGGUGGAAUUAAAUCUUCCAAUUGACAAACGGUACAAGGCAGUCACUAUCAAGCAAACAGUAAGAAAGGUGGUAUACGGCAGCUUGAAAAGCAAUGAGCACCUCGUGGUCAAUGACUACUUUCUGCAAACUGGACCGGGUGUUAUUCUCUCUGAGCAGUCGACGUUCACAUGGAUGGCAUUGAGUGAGGAUUUGAGGUAUGUAUUCCGUGUGGAUGUUGUGAACAGUGUCACUGUACGUACUGUGCUUCGCGUAUAUGAGAUGAACGAUAAAAAAUGGCCUGAGCCCUUGUGCUGGAAGUAUGGCACCCCUGAAUACCAGGCUCUGUUGUCUACUCCAAAUGCCCGAGGCGUUGCAGCCCUUGUCAUUGGAGGCUUCGAAUCAGGAACAAAGUUCAUUUCUGAAAUAUGCACCUGGGCGGAUCCUGAAAACUAUUGCUUGCAAAUGCUCUUUGUCAUUUCUAACCCAGAUUUGCUCUAA
Molecule: messenger RNA, 714 nt
Organism: Penicillium angulare
Lineage: Eukaryota; Fungi; Ascomycota; Eurotiomycetes; Eurotiales; Aspergillaceae
Exons: 2
Coding region: 1-714 (237 amino acids)
Source: RefSeq, a predicted model, not a curated record